CUCUUUUAAUUUUAGUUUGCAGAAUUUCCCACCAAACUCGCAAGCAUUAAGCAUCAACUUAUCGCAAGCUCCGCCAAACAGCCUCACCAAAAACCAACCUACUCGUCCUCGGCCUUCUCAUCUCCACCAUCGCCCCCUCCCCCCUCAGCCAUUCCUACUUCCAGCCUCCAUCUUCACGAUUCCAAUCCCUGCCGUGCUUCCACAAUCUAGAGACUAGAACACCUUGCUUAAGAUAUUCUUCCAUUUUACUCUGUUCCUAACCUUCAAUGGACGAAAUUCCGUCGUAAUCGAUUGCAAUUUCAACGAACUUUCCUACUCAAGUUUUCCUAUUUCUUCGGAUUCUUUAAUUCUCUGCAAUUUGUAUAUGAUUCUCAUUCGUAGCUGCUGGUAAAGCAAGAAAUUCCAAGGCGCGGCUUAAUUCGAUGCCUUCAUUCCGCGCGUUCCUCAACAGCCCCGUUGGCCCUAAAACAACUCAUUUUUGGGGACCUGUUGCCAACUUUGGUUUCGUUGCUGCUGGGCUUGCAGAUGUGAAAAAACCUGCCGACAUGAUUUCUGGGAGAAUGACGGGAGUUCUCUGCGUCUAUUCGUUGUUAUGCAUGAGAUUUGGGUAUAUGGUUCGACCUCGAAACUAUUUGCUUAUGGGAUGUCAUGCUGCAAAUGAAUCUGUUCAGCUCUAUCUUCUCUCUCGUUGGGCGUUGGGGCAGAGGAAGACUGUAGAUUACAGCAACGAGUAGCUUCAAUGGCGAUGGUAUGAAUAUAUGAGAUGCUAUUAAUGCUGUUUCGAAUCCCUAUUGAUACUUGCUUUUGGGGUUUGAUUUAGUAACUAAAGAUGACACACACACACAUCUACUUGGUGACUUCAAUGUCGUAAUUUCCCUUUGCUUCAUCCUUUUCGAUCAAUCUGAUAGCUACCUAUGCUUACUUUAGAUUCUUUUUCACUUAAUUAAUCUCAAAUUUGAUCGAUA
Molecule: messenger RNA, 965 nt
Organism: Cucumis sativus (cucumber)
Lineage: Eukaryota; Viridiplantae; Streptophyta; Magnoliopsida; Cucurbitales; Cucurbitaceae
Product: mitochondrial pyruvate carrier 1
Exons: 4
Coding region: 423-734 (103 amino acids)
Biological process (GO): pyruvate import into mitochondria
Cellular component (GO): mitochondrial inner membrane
Source: RefSeq, a predicted model, not a curated record